AUGAACAAGUCAUCAUCGUCCCACAUUCCGCUGCCGAUUCAAAGCUUCUUAUUUUCUCAGACCUGUUCAUUCCUGCAGAAACCCGCGGCUAGAGAUGGAGUGUGUACUACCUUUGAGAAGGUUGUGGUCCAAAAUAUACUUCAUGGUCGGUCAAUAGUACUAUGUGAGGCGAUACAAUCUAUCAGCAGAUGGAGGUUUGUCAAAGCAGCCCUCCCCCAUGUGUUGCAUUGUGGUGCUGUGAUGCUUCGAGAAAAGUUACGCGAUAAGUCUGUUACAGAUCAACAACAGCAAAAACAUGGGACUUCAAAUAGCAGCGAGUUGUUAGACGAUCGAACACAACUGAAUUUCAGUCAAACAGAAACUAAACUAUUGUAUACACUUCAUUGGAUUCUACUAGAUGCUGCUUCCGAAUGUGAAGAUGCAGAAAUAGAGGUUUCUAACCAUCCAGCUUCUAAAGUGAAAAGUCCAACAGACCGCUAUGUUCAUGACUUAGCAUCGCUUCAGUUAUUUAUUUAUUUGUACGCACCAAUUAUUGAUCGUCUGAAGCCAACUGAUUUCGACACAUUAAAGUUGGAGGCUGGAUUACAUUUAUGGAUUCCGUUAAUGGAACACUGUCAACCGAAUCGUGGCACUUUAUCUUUCCCUGUCAGGAUUUUUCCUCAUGGUUCAAAUCCGUUCAGUCGGUCAGCCGUGGUGGAUAUCGAUGAAAGUGAAAGCCCGAAGACAGGAUCUAUUCUAAGUGAUAUCAAUAAGAGGAAGUCAUUUAGUGAAGGAACUGCGGGAGAAAUAUCUUCUAACGUCUACGUUGGCAAUGUAUCAGACAAAAGUUCAGAAAUCGAUUGCAAGUUACCAUCAGCUGUUAAGCCACUUGAAGUUUUAGUUGACAGUGCUACUAUCCCACAUGUUGAAGUUAAUUCAGAUGGGUCAGAGAGCAGUGGAUUAUAUUCCAAUCAAAACUUAGGUUGCUAUGCUGCUAAUUCUACCCAGCAAACCUUGACUCUACAACCUCCCAAAGCCACACCAGAGUGCAUGGAUGACGAGGAAGAAGUUAGUGAAAAGUCAGCUUCAGAAAACACAAGAACUGCACCAACGACAAAUACGACGAAAACAACGUCACCCAGUGCGGAUGCACAGAAGCCAGAACAAGUACAUGUAGCUCCGGGCUACGAAAGCAUUCAGAAAUUUUUAAACUCACUUACUGAUCCAUAUAAGCAGUUAUCCGAAAGGCUGAAGUAUUCAACAAUUGAUAAUGAAUAUAUUCAACCGGCAUUUGGCUCCAACUGUAUGCUGGCUACACAUUGUGAUCUAGCUGUCAUACGGUGCUUAUUCUGCCCUGAAUGGUGUGAAUCUGGUAUCUAUUGGUCACUAUGCUAUUUAUUCAAUCGUCUAUUACAAAUACGCUCAGAAUGGUUAAAAACUAAACUGAAUAGUCGUAAUCUAUUCAAGUUACACAGAAGCAAUCUACCUUCUGGUCGUUUAUUUAAAUGGGCACCAGGGUUAUGGCCACCAGUGUCAUCAAAUCAAGCACGAAUUAGUCAAAUCACUGGGACAUGGCAUGUUUUGAAUCCCUUUCAUUGUAAUUCUUCUGAACAGUCAAGUCAAGAAUGUAGAGAAGAUAAGAGAACCGGUGAUUUCAAUCAACAAAAAUAUGCAACACAUCAUGAACAGACAUGUGAACCUCAGAUGUAUAGUACUAGUGGCAACUUCCAGCCAUCAGCUGGAAGCGCCGGUACUCAUCCUUUCCCCAAAUAUUCUUCGAAACCAAGUCAUUUUGAUGAAUCAUUCAGCCUAAAAGGUAUAUCGAGUAUGGUAGGAUCGUCGGCAUCUUUAUUAAAUGUAGACAAAUCUGAGAACAACAUGAUGAUAUCGGAUUGUUCAAGAGAAAAAAAUCCCAAAGAUGAACAACAGCAACAACACUUCAGUACAAGUCUGAUGCAAGCGGAAAUUAGUCUUGGUGAUCCAACGUUUACACUUGCCUUGCCGAUUGCUAGUUUUGGAGGUCAGCAACACCAACAGAACCAACAGCGCCAGCAGCCUACCUGGAGAGGUUCUAAACGUUCAAGAAUUGCUGAUAUUAAAGAACGUUUUACUCGGGCGUCCAAGUUCAAAUCAGGCGAUGUUAAUAUGAAAUUUCAGCCUCCAUCUGCUAUUGAAGCACCAGAAUGUGACCAGUCUCCUACGUCAACUACAGAAGGACAGAUUUUUAAUGUACAGAACAAACGGUCUAUCCCAACAGGGGGAGAAAAGUUACAUUUGUCACCUAAUUCAAGUACAAACGAAAGACCAUUUCAGGGCUUCGAUACGGCCAACGAUGAUUCUGAAUCAAACAAGUUUGGUCAAAACGCUUCACCGAAUUCACCAUCUGUUCAUACUGGUCUUAAACUGGGUUUACCACAAAACACACCAUCAAUAGCAGUAGCCAGUAAAUCUUCUGAUAACAACGAAACGAAUUCAGUUGAUGAUCAUAUAUUCACUGAAGUACUUCCCCGCUGUAUGACUGAUUCCGAUAUAACUUAUCACAGUUUGGAAAAGGUCGAUGAAGUUUCAGGAGCUGCAUACUAUAUUACUCCUAGUGGUCAGUUGGAUUAUUCUAUUCUUCUGAGAAGUUUUUAUUGGUGCAGCACGGUACACACUUCAAGUCGUGUCUGUUUCCACAUAGUUAGGUGUUUGAGUGUUUUGUUUGAUUUGGGUAUUUUCGACAUAAAAUCCAACUCCUGUUCAUCAAAAAAUGUCUCUUUUGAAAAACCUGCUCAGUUGAGACGAUUCCGGAAAAAAAACCAUUAUGAAAGGAAGAAUUUUUCGAAAGCAUUGAAGACACCAAUUCUCAAUAAACUUGUAGUGAGAGAAAAUCGUAACAACUCCAGCCUCAGUAGUCGGGGAGCAUAUGAAAACUUAACUUUACCUUCUAGUAAUAGAUUGAGGCCGCGAGAUUCAUCUGGAGGAGUUUUGUUCACCAAUUUAAGUUCCUCUAGAGCCUUUGUCGGAAUCUGUAGUGAAUCAUACGGAAGUGAAACAGGUGAUGAUGCAGACACUGAUGCUGGAACAAAGAAGAAACUUUCUAGUAGAACUGAUAACGAGUCACUCAUGAGUGAAGACAAUUUUAUGAUCCCAUGUAACACAAAGAAUAGCAGCCCACUUGGGAGUCCUGAGUCUUCUCUUGAGCUUGAUAGGGAUUUGUCCUCAACCCCACGUCGAAUUGGAUCCCCGAGCAAUAUUGAAGUCAAACUACGAAACAAUGACAGAUUUUUAGAUGAAAAGCUAGCAUCGAAAAGUGCGCACACAUCACGAUCUCGAAGUCAUUUUCGACAAUCAGUGUAUUGUGAUACAUCUAAUCAGUUGGUCCGUAUGAACUAUACAUUAGCAGUUGAAAUGCUAAUAAGAAUUAUUCGUGCAACUGGAUGUCGACACGGUCAUAGCAGUUCACCUAAUUUCACUAACCAUCAUUAUCAUCAGCAACAGCAACAACUUCAUUUUUCAGAUUAUUCUCAGCAGCAAGAUCAUCUGGACCCAAGUGUAUAUUUUCGAUCACUUAUAUACGAUUGUUUGAUUUACUUACAUGAAUUAAAUGCAUACUUAUUUAAACGUGUCAUAUUAAGAAUCGUAUCUUCGAGUACUGUUGCAGAUCUAAUUGAAAUGCUUCAUUCGCUAACUGGUUUUUGCUUAGACCCAGUAACACGUCAUUCUGAGCGUUCAAACUACGAUAGGAAGUCGUAUCUAACCUAUGGAAAUAGUUUCGGACAAACUGAAGCUGGUCAGGAUAUUCGUGGAGCUGAAGGUUUAAUUAUCUCGCAUUUGUUUGGUCCAUUUGUAAGACGACUGGUCAGAUGUAGACGUGAAUUAAGCAGCCAAGAAAAUGUCUCACUAUUUUCUGACAUAAGGCAAUUAUUCACUUAUAUACGUGAAAUUCAUGGAAGUACAUUUCGAAAAAAUAUGUUGGUUGCUUUGCUGUGUCCUAUACAAAGAGUAUGUGAAGUCUCUUUGCCAAGAGCUUCGGCUCCAUUGCCGAGAAUGUCGGUACGAAAUUCUAUGUGGCUGAUACCUAGACAAGAUAAACGGCGUUCAACGUUCAAUCUGUUUAUUGAUCCUCUAGCUGAAACAGAAAGUUUAUCAAGUGGUCACAGAGAUAGUGGAUGGCACGGUCUACUAAGCCGACCAUCGACACCUGGACAAAGCAUAAGAAUCCAUAGUAAUGGAAGUUCAUCAACUUUACCACCUUCAUUUGAGAAUGAUCAUUCUAGUCGAUCUAAAUCUGAUGGCCCUGCCAUAGACCAGUCAGCUGUUCAGACGACAACUGAACAUCGUUGGGUAAAUUUGUCAGCCCUUAGAGAAGGUCUUUUAGAUUUCGCCUUUCUGCUAGACUGUUGUGAACCAGGUUCAAUACCAGAACCGCAACUUGUUGCAGCUUUAUUCGACUUGGAUGCACCAGUGCUUGCAAGGGCUUGUUUGCUACUAGAAUGCGCCUUCCUAGUUCAUCGUUGUAAUCGUGAUGAAUGGGCUGGGUGGAUGAAAUUCAACUUACCAAGUUCAUUUCGUUCAAGUGCUGGUUACGUUAGUAACAGUAAUUUGCUACAACCUAAUGAUAAUAACAAUGGCAGUAAUCAACCAGUGGAUAUAUCAGAAAUAAAACGUUCAGCUGGCUAUUUAUUUUAUGCAUGGGUGAAAGAAUUUUUCACCGGAAUAACCAAUAUGCGUCGUUCAAAGCAAUUACGUUCUUGUUAA
Messenger RNA from Heterobilharzia americana, 4719 nucleotides. The record is from the annotation of a GenBank genome assembly. Lineage: Eukaryota; Metazoa; Platyhelminthes; Trematoda; Strigeidida; Schistosomatidae.